GGAAAAGAACAGAAGAAUCAAGGAUUUAGAGGAGAGAAUCAGGAACAUGUCACAAGGUGCUGAAAUGGAGUGCUCCAGCACAGAGUGCAUAAGGGUGGUGCUGAUUGGGAAAACUGGAAAUGGGAAGAGCACCUCUGCAAACACUAUCCUGGGCAGAGAUGAAUUUGAGUCUAUAACCAGCCUUGAUUCUGUGACAACAGUUUGCAAGAAGGCAGUCGGCAAAGUUGAUGGAAGAACAGUUUCUGUGGUGGACACACCUGGACUUUUUGACACAACACUUUCUAAUAAAGAUGUUCAGCAAGAGAGAGUGAAAUGUGUCUCCCUGUCAGCUCCUGGACCCCAUGUGUUUAUCAUAGUGUUGAGUAUCAGGACAAUGACUCAAGAGGAGCUGGACACUUUGAACCUCAUAGAGACAACCUUUGGUCCACGGGCCAGAAUGUUCUGCUUAGUUUUGUUUACUAGAGGAGAUGAGUUGGAAAAUAAAUCAAUUCAAGAUUUCGUUGGGAAAAGCAAGAGUGAUAAACUGAAAAAACUGGUCAGAAAUUGUGGAGACAGACUCCAUCUCUUCAACAACAAAGACAAAAAUAACUGCACACAGGUCACUGAGCUUCUUAAGAAGAUUAACAAAAUGGUGUCCGUGAACAAGGGGAGUUUCUACACCAAUGAGAUGUUCCAGGAGGCAGAGGCAGCCAUUAAACAAAAACAGGAAGCAAUACUGAAGGAGAGAGAGACGGAGAUAAAGGCUGACAUGGAGAAACUGAAGGUCAGACAUGAAACAGACAUGGAAAAGAUGAAGUCAAAGUUGGAAGAGGAGAGAUUGAAAGUUCAGGAGGAAAGACAGCUGAGAGAUAAACUGUUGAGAGAGAGAGAGGAAGCAAUUAGAAAAGAGCAUGAAGACAAGGAGAAAGCAGAGAAGGAAGAAAGAGARUUGGAGGACAAAAAAAGGAAAGAAGAUGAAAAGUUGAAAAAAGUAAUAUGGGACACAGAAAAAGAGAAAAUGGAAAAAGAGAUAAAAACUCAGGAAAUAAAGUUGGAGAACCAACAAAGAGAAAAGGAAGAAUAA
Molecule: messenger RNA, 1063 nt
Organism: Salvelinus sp. IW2-2015
Lineage: Eukaryota; Metazoa; Chordata; Actinopteri; Salmoniformes; Salmonidae
Product: GTPase IMAP family member 7-like
Molecular function (GO): GTP binding
Source: RefSeq, a predicted model, not a curated record